Messenger RNA from Prorocentrum cordatum, 1724 nucleotides. Lineage: Eukaryota; Dinophyceae; Prorocentrales; Prorocentraceae. The record is from the annotation of a GenBank genome assembly.
GCCAUCGGCAACAGCGUCGGUUACGCUGUCCGGUUCAACAACCAGCCACCUCGCGGCUACGCCUCGGUCUGCUUCAUGACGACGGGCAUGUUGCUGCGGCGAAUGGCGUCGAGAGGGCUCCGCGGAGUGAGCCACCUCAUCAUCGACGAGGUGCACGAGCGCGACCUCGACACGGAUUUCUUGCUGACUAUUGUCAAGAAGCUUGCCCACAAGAACCCCGACCUCAAGAUAGUCUUGAUGUCUGCCACAAUAUGCAGCAGUGGUCCGAGUACUUCGGGCAGGGCUUCGGCGCGCAGGUGGAGAUCCCCGGCAGGCUCUUCCCCGUGAAGCAGUACUUCCUCGAGGACGCCGAGGCGCUGGUGGGGCAGAGCGCGGGGAAGACCAGCGGCAGGCCCUGCGAGGACGACGAAGUCAACCACGACUUCGUCGAGUCGCUCCUGAGAAAGCUGGUGGACAGGUCUCUCGCCGAGGACCGGGGCGCCAUCCUCGUCUUCCUGCCGGGGUGGGAGGCCAUCAGCGCCAUCCACGCGAAGGUGCAGAGGGGCCCCUUGAAGACGAAGUGCGCGGUUCACGCGCUGCACUCCAAGGUGCCCAAGGACGAGCAGCAGGCCGCCUUCCAGCCCGCGCGGCCGCCCCUGGUGAAGCUCGUGCUGUCCACCAACAUCGCGGAGUCGAGCGUCACGAUCUCAGACGUGGUCUACGUGGUGGACUCCUGCAGGGUCAAGCAGCUCAUGCCCAUCCAGUCCCCCGGCGGCAGGACUGCGUACCGGCUGGUCAGCUCCUGGGCCGCGAAGCAGAACCUGCAGCAGCGCUCCGGCCGCGCAGGGCGCGUGCGCGAAGGAGAGUGCUACAGGCUGAUACCGAAGGCGACGUUCGACAGGAUGCCGUUCUCCAACCCGCCGGAGAUGCACAGGCUGCCGCUGCACCAGGUGGCGCUCACCGUGAAGGCCCUCAACCUGGGCUCCGCGGUCGCGUUCCUCAACUCCGCGCCGGAUCCCCCGCCGCCGGGGUCCGUGCAGCAGGCGAUCCACACUUUGCAGGACCUGAAGGCCUUGGACCACGACGAGCGCAUCACGAGCCUCGGGCUCGAGAUGCACCAGCUGCCCUUCGACCCCAGGACUGCCUUCUCGCUGCUGGCGUCGCGCAUGAUGGGGCUCGAGCAGCCCAUCGCGAUCCUCGCGGCGUUCGGCUCCUGCCCAACGCCGUACCCCAACGAGAACAAGCGGCAGAAGCAGGGCACCUGCGGCCAGGAGCAGUCGCAGCAGCUGCUGUCCGACCACCACAACAUGCUCAUGCUCUAUGCGGAUUACACGAUGCAGAGCCUGCCAGAGCACAUGGCCGUCCAGUUCUGCAUGCGGGAGCAGAUCAAUUUCAAGGUCAUGCAGCAGAUCUGCGAGAUCACGGACCAGACCCUCACCACGCUCAGCCAGACGCUCGGCGGGGGUGCUAUUUCAUCCACGCAGAAGCUGGUGGCCGAACUGGGCACCCCCCUCGAGACGCCACGGCACAAGCACAUGUGGGAUACCAUUGUCUUCCUGCUGGGCCUGAGCAUGGAGCACAUCUCGGUGAAGAAGGGCCUGUCCAGGCAAGUGUGGCUGUCCGCGGUCAAGAAGUCGACCGUGCCCGUGUCCCCGGGCAUACCGGAGGUUCCUCAUGAGGAUAAGGCGAGGCCGUUCUAUGUCUUCAAGAAUUUGCAGGAGCAGCCGUGCCACGAGCAUUGUUGA